AUCGCGCUAGCACCCCAUACCCGACCCUUACUCUCUGCAUCAAAUAAGCACGCCUCUGAAUAUGAGAAUCCCUUCAUUAAUCUUAAUUAUCCCGCUAUUGGUGCCAGUGACGGCCGAGUGGUACCCCAGAACCGGUGAUGACGAGGUCCCACCCAUGAUUCCUUAUGAUAACAACCAAGAAAUCCCGCUAGAGUGCACCCAAAGGGACGUCGAAAACAAUGGCGAGCACAAGUUUGACGAAAACAUGAAUGUCUUGUAUGCCCCGUUCCCUCUGUGUGCUGAGACGGGCAAGCCCAUUGCUUUCCACUAUGGCACAGACGCUGAGUUCAAUUGCACCUUUAGCUUUACCGAUGAAUUGUUUCACCAAUUUCAAUACUACGUUCACGAAGAUGCCCCGUUUUCCUGUCGUUUGCCGUUGAGUAACCCCGACUCGGGCGAGGCCAAGUCCGAAAAGGCCUACAUCCCGUUGAGAUUCAACUUUAGGGGUAACAUCCAAGAGUCCCACUUAGACAUCGACGACUCGAUCAACGUGUUGUUUACCAGUGCCAUAGAACAAAACACGCCCAUCAGCGCCAUCUCUUGGUCUUCCUCUACGGAAGCGAACAGAUACGUGAUUGGGGACUCCAUGACUUUGAAGGUUGCAGUUAAAUGGUUCAAAACAAGCGGUACCGGUACUUCUGAAACCCCCAUCAACGGCGGUUUCUACAAGUUGCCUAACUCUUUGAACGGUGUGUCUACGCCUGUUUACAUCCUCUCGCUUAUAGUUUGUAUCCUCUUGACUGCGGGUGGGGUGUAUGGUAUCGUCUAUUCCCGCUUCUCCAAGAAGGCAUACACCAUGGGAUAUCGUCCUACUAUCGACCAUGAAACCGCCGUCGGAAAGAAGGACUAGGCAUUUCUGUAGUCAUCCACGUCAGUUGUUGUAUAAUACAUGUGUUAACAAUCCUGCA
Messenger RNA from Babjeviella inositovora NRRL Y-12698, 947 nucleotides. RefSeq lists its product as uncharacterized. The record is from RefSeq and is a predicted model, not a curated record. The transcript has a single exon. Bases 62 to 889 code for a protein of 275 amino acids. NCBI's taxonomy places the organism in Eukaryota, Fungi, Ascomycota, Pichiomycetes, Serinales.